AUGGCUCAACAAUUCUUUUUGAUCUGCAUUUUACUCCUGCUAGGACUCAAUAACGAUGUCACUGCCGAGAUGCCAACCAUGGUAGUUGGAGGCUAUGGAGUUGCGCUUGCUCCAGCACCGACCGAUCCGCCACAGCGAGAGCUUGUGAAAGCCAGAUUGAAGGAGAGAGAUGUGACUGUUUGCAAUGAGUGGACUAUACCUGGAGGUUAUGGGAUACCACAAUGCGCUAAUUCGGAAACUUGUUUGUUCACAAGUGUCGGUACUUACAAUUAUGAAGGAUGUGGGAGUGUUGGAGUUGCUUAUAAUUGGAUUACUCAAUGCUGGGAUUCGCCAAAAGUAGGAACAGCACCUAUUUCCCAACUCUAUUGUUCGUCUGCGGAGCCAUAUUGCGGGUAUCUUGCUUUCGUAUACUCAUCGGGCGCCACAUAUUCCAAUUUUGGAUGUAGUACAGUGCCGUACAGCAUCACCGUCGUCCUCCAAAACUCUGCCUCAACCUCCAUCGUUUUCCAAGGGGCAACUUCCUCAUUAAUAUCUAACCCUUCCCGAACGAUUACUGUCAUGCCUUCAGCCACUGCAAGCACUCCCACAGUAGUCAUAAACUCACAUACAUCAAAAUCAACUCCGAUAGGCGUGAUCGUCGGUGGAGCAGCUGGUGGGAUAGCAUUAAUCGCUGGUUUACUCUUUCUGAUAUGGUUCUGCAUCCGAAAACGCCGACAAAAAUCCAAAGCAGCGCAGGAAUUACACGCAGAGCAAGCGGAGUUGCAACGACAAGCGGAUGAAGCCACAGCAGCGGCAUAUCUGAACCCUCAACGUGUCGCUGAAGCAGACGGGAAACCCAUCGCACCCACAACAGCGUACGAAGCACCAGUUGAAAAACAGCAGAAUGUCACGGAGCAAGAGACGUUUCGACCACUAUCAACCACCUACGAUGGUAGAAGCAGUAGUAUCGUAGCAACACCGCCGCCGAUGUACGCGCAGCCUAGACCUGCGAGUACUCCCCACCCAGCAGAACCUCAUUCACGCUUGCCCAGCACAGGUAUUAUCAGUCCCAUGACCCCUGGCUUCCCAGCCACAAUCGACGAGCUCAGCGACGAACAUAGGCGUAGUGAGCUCGGUUCUAUGAGCAGCAUCCGACCUGGCACAAACGAAUUAGGCCCUGGAGACUCGGCGAGUAAUUACGGUAUCCCCGUUGGACGCACCGAACUUGGAGGUGAGAGCAGGCCGUUGUAUAAAGCGUAUUCGCCGCCGCCGCAGGAGCUGUCGGUUGGUAGUGGGAGUGGUGUGAGAAGAUAUCAAGCGUACUCGCCGCCGCCUAGCGAGGAGGAGGUUAUUGCGCGGACGGGAGGGAUUGGACGGGGGGAUCUGGGGAGGAGUUUGAGUCCGGGGGUUGAUAUGAGUGGUGCGCCGCUAGGCGAGGAGUAUCAUGGUGAUGGGAAGUAA
This is a messenger RNA of Glarea lozoyensis ATCC 20868, 1440 nucleotides long. RefSeq lists its product as uncharacterized. NCBI's taxonomy places the organism in Eukaryota, Fungi, Ascomycota, Leotiomycetes, Helotiales, Helotiaceae. The record is from RefSeq and is a predicted model, not a curated record. The coding region runs from base 1 to 1440 and encodes 479 amino acids. The transcript is spliced from 3 exons.